Molecule: messenger RNA, 3289 nt
Organism: Strongylocentrotus purpuratus (purple sea urchin)
Lineage: Eukaryota; Metazoa; Echinodermata; Echinoidea; Camarodonta; Strongylocentrotidae
Product: histone H4 transcription factor
Exons: 11
Coding region: 161-2386 (741 amino acids)
Biological process (GO): anatomical structure development; regulation of transcription by RNA polymerase II
Molecular function (GO): RNA polymerase II cis-regulatory region sequence-specific DNA binding; DNA-binding transcription factor activity, RNA polymerase II-specific
Source: RefSeq, a predicted model, not a curated record
CGCGACAGCUCCGUUAAACGGUCCCUUCCUUUACUUUUGCAAUGCAUUGGCACAAACUUAGAUCAAGAUAUAGCAGCAAAUGUUGUUUUAGGAAGUUAUUUUCGUAUUCAUGUCAACAAUGCGAGAUAAAAAUUGUCGGUGUUACUGAGUUCUUGGCAGAAUGGCUCCUAUACCCAGAAACCAGAGGCGUCAAUUACAGCUACAAUGUGAGUGGAAUAGUUGCAGUUCAGUUUUCAUGUCGACACAGUCCUUCACAGAACAUCUCAUGAGUCAUGCUGAAGAAUUCAUUGCUGGCUCUCUCUCUAUUGAGAAAUGUCUGGCUGAUGUAGAUGAAAACGAUACAGAUGAUUACCAAUGCCAAUGGAUAGACUGUGGCUAUGUCACCAAUGAGGGCUCAGCAGCGCUUCUGAGACACAUGUUAUUCCACGGGUACCAUACACGGAUUAAGUGGGCUGGGACUGUAGAGAGAGAACGGUGUAAGAUUGAGACCUGUCAGCUGGAGCCUCAUAGUAGAAACAUCAUCCCUGAGGUCCCAAGCUCCUUUGUGUGUAGCUGGGAGGAUUGCUCGUUUGUGACGAACAAUCCAGACUACUUCUAUUGUCAUGUUGAGAUGCACAGUCAGAUGGAGGAAGCUGAGCGUGGAAUACUUUCUUGUAAAUGGAGAGAAUGUCAAGUGAAGACGAAGGAUAAAUACAAGCUUCGAGACCAUCUUCGAUGUCACUCCCAAGAGAAGCGGUUUGGUUGCAGUCAGUGUGGUGGUCUCUUCAGCAACAGAACUAAGUUCUUUGAUCAUAUUCAUCGACAGGGUAUACUAGAUGAGCCCAACUACCAGUGUUCACAUUGUUCCAAGGUCUUUGCUUCUGAGAGAUUGCUGAGAGAUCACAUGAGACAUCAUGUGAAUCACUACAAGUGUCCUUUCUGUGACAUGACGUGUCCAGCGCCAUCUGUGUUGAAGAAGCAUAUCCAAUGGAGACAUUCCUCAGAUCGACCUUUCACCUGUGAACUCUGCGACCAUGCAGCCAAGACUAGGACAGAUAUGAGGCGACACAUGGAGAGCCAUAAUGCUGGGGAUGCGUAUUCCUGUGACAUUGAGAGCUGUACCUUCACAGCAAAGACACUUAGCACACUCAGAACACAUUUCAGAAGGUGUCAUUCAGACGUGGAUGAGAAGCGUUACAUGUGUCAUGUCUGUCAGUCCAAGUUCUCAAGAGGUCAUGUCUUAACCAAUCAUCUCAAAGACAAACAUCGCUUCAAAUGGCCUUCAGGUCACGUCAGAUUCAGGUAUAAAGAGCAUGAAGAUGGUUUCUUGAGACUACAGACGGUAAGAUACGAGAGCAUUGAGCUAACUCAACAGAUCCUACAAGAUACUACCACCAAUGCCCCGCCCACUGCCCCACCCACUGCCCCGCCCACUGCCCACCCCACUGCCACGCCCAUCACCACACCCCUAAUGACUAUCCAAGAGGAAGAACAUGGCAGAGCCCAGUCGUCUAGCAGUCAGAAAGCUGAGAAGGGAAAGUCAUCAAAGAAACGCAAAUCACCAAGGAAACUAAGCACCAAGCAACGAAAGACCAGUUCUCCUGAGAAGGUAGACUUUGAGCCGAGUCAGGUGCAGUAUCUAGAGGGUGCUCAGGGACCAAUAAUCAUUGUGGAUUGUACGCUGGAUCUUAAGAAUCCUGAGGGAUCUACUAGGAGAGUCUUUGACGUGGAAGAUUUGAAUGAUUCUAUCGGUGAUAGCGAGGGAAGGAUCCAAUCAGGUGAUCGCGAGGGAAGAAUUCAAUCAGGUGAUCGCGAGGGAAGGAUUCAAUCAGGUGAUCGCGAAGGAAGGAUCCAGUCAGGUGAUCGCGAGGGAAGGAUCCAAUCAGGUGAUCGCGAAGGAAGGAUUGAAUCAGGUGAUAGCGAAGGCAGGAUUCUAUCAGCUGAUAGCGAAGGCAGGAUUCAAUCAGCUGAGCCGGGUGAGACAAGCUUGUAUGACAUCAUACAGCUUGGUUCACACGGGAAGGAGGUUAUUAGGAGCACUCCCGUCACUAAGAACAUCCAGUUUAUGAGAAAGCCUGGGUCGAAGGUGACAUUGGAGAAUGGUGGACAACCCCUCUCACAAGUGCAAUACCAUCAUGAAAUGAACCAGGGUACUGUGAGAAAUGAUCACCAGACUGCUUUCUUCCCCAUUGAGCAGCUAAGGAGUGUUGAUGAGGAGGAUGAGAGUAGCAGUGGAGAAAGAACUCCCAAGAAACCUCGUUAUGACCUUUCACCUCAAUCUACAGAGAAGGAGAAGAGCAGUGAAGAGGAAAUGAGAAACCGUUAUCCUGGUUUAGAGGAUGACAGAAUGGCUAUGGCGGUGGAAGCAAUGACAAACCUCUCGAGGGGGUAUGUUCAGGGAAUGUGAGAGAAAGGUUUCUCACCAGUAUCAAGAUGGUACAGGUGCUAGGUUGGUCAUUUUGGAACAGUGACUGCCCCUAAAGUACUACUUGGUCAUAUAGACGUCAUACAUAUAAUGAUAACUACAAUUAUAAACCCUCCCAAAUAGCUUCCCUGUUGUGUGUCUGUGGAAAUUGAAAUGGUUGUGAUAGAUUAGACCUCAUUGAUGUAUGUUAAUGAGCAUCAGGGAUCUCAUUGUCUUGUUGGGAUCACUUUCGAGGAGUUUCUGUUUUUAGGUCAAGCCUUGAUAACAAUGUCUUAGAGCAAACAGAUUUCAUCGUUUCAAUAUGACAUCACUUGCAGAAGGAGAAGAGAUGGAGUCCAAAGUUUUUAUUGAUGGAACCAACAAUCUCAUCAUUACAAAUUCCUUGAAUUGUUAUUUUUACCAUCAAAAAACAGAUUUAAUUACUUGUUUAUCAUUAUCAGUGAGGUUUAAGAGAGCCUAUAACUGAAUUGUGGAGUUUGAUUGGUUAGAGGUGUCGUGGUCGAGUUGAUAUGUGGAUCACAAGGUCAGAGGUUCAAGUCCUGCCGCGGCACAAAUGUAUACUAUUCUGAUUAAAUGUAUGAAUAUCUGAAAGAUAGAUUGCAAUACUAAGCAUAUCAGGCUUUAGGCGAUAUUAAUGUGGCUGUAGUUCAGGUAUUACAUUUCCCUCAGGGUAAUAUGUUAAAUCAACUAUGAAUGAAUUAAAUCAAUAAAAGCAAAGUUUAGGAAUGUGUCAUGACUUUGCCAUCCCUUCUUCAGAAUGAUUUGUUAUGUUAAGUUUACUAAACUGUAUUAUGAAGCAAAAUUAUAAUGUGGACACUAUUUAUUCAAUUCAUUUUAAUUUUUCUAUUGAAUACAUAAUAAUUACAUAAUGUAUACAUACAAAGA